GUCAGCUGAUUCUGUUUAUACUGUUUGCAGUUGUAACCUCUUGAACAUUACAAAGUUCUUAUUAUAAGUUCAGUUAUUAUAGUAUGUAAUACAUUGAAAGAGUUGUACAAUUUUAAUCACGAAAUGGAAGAUCUAAUCUUGCUAGAUAACUUUUUAUCGUCUUCUAGUAGUGAAAACAGUGAUGAUGAAAAUGACGCGAUCAUGUUUUUCAUUCCGCGUCGUGAACGUCGAAGAAUUCCUCGAAUCAAUAAUUACAUAGAAACUGUAAUUGCAAGAUACAAUAAUAAUGAUUUUAAAGAAAAUUUUCAUUACACGAAGAAUAAUGUUUUCCACCAUGAAAAAAAGAUACCAUGCAAACAGCUGACGCGGAACGAUUUCACAGUAACAGUACAGCAGCGGAAUUUCGAACGCGGACCGGACUGCUGUACCGCUGCUGGCGUUCCCUCUGGAACACACCCAGACGGAACGCGACCCGUGACAGUCAUGACUGUCACAUCGCACGCCAAUUAUGAAAAUGGACUCGACUACAGGCGGAAAAGAAUUUACAUUUCAUAAUUACAUUUUUAAAACGUUUCAUCGUCAAUUUUAUUAAAAGGAAAUAAAAUAAUUCAAUUAUUCUAAUUAUGAAUAGUUAUGUUAUUAAAUAAAAAGAAAUAUGGAUACCUUAGCUCAUAAUAGUAUUUGUAAAUUUAUUGUAUUCCCAGCCGCAAUGAAAAAAGUUUAUUAUAAAGUUUAAGAGCUUUAACAACCUUAUACAUUAUUAUUAAAUUACAUUAAUAUUGAUAUAUUUAUUAUAUAGACUUGACAAAGUAUAGGAAAUAAGUUUAAAGCGAAUUGCUCAACAAUUUAUAUUGUUAUUUACAAAAGUUUGAUUCCUUUAUAAUUUGAAUUAAAAAUAAAUGAUAAUUUUUGUAUAAAAUAUCAUGAAA
This is a messenger RNA of Nasonia vitripennis (jewel wasp), 929 nucleotides long. RefSeq lists its product as uncharacterized. Bases 124 to 555 code for a protein of 143 amino acids. The transcript is spliced from 2 exons. The record is from RefSeq and is a predicted model, not a curated record. NCBI's taxonomy places the organism in Eukaryota, Metazoa, Arthropoda, Insecta, Hymenoptera, Pteromalidae.